This is a messenger RNA of Moneuplotes crassus, 284 nucleotides long. NCBI's taxonomy places the organism in Eukaryota, Ciliophora, Spirotrichea, Euplotida, Euplotidae. The record is from the annotation of a GenBank genome assembly.
UGUAAAUAAUAAUUUAUUAGAUAUGGACGCUAGAGCAAAUGCCAAAGCAGCAGCUAUUAGAAGAACUGGAGGUAAAGGACAAAAGAAGCCAUCUAGCAAAACUGGAGGAGCCGAGAACUUUGCUUUCUUCUCAGGAAGUUCAAAUGGAUUUGAAGUAUCUCCAAAAGCAGUCCUAGUUAUCUCUUUACUCUAUAUUGGAAUUGUGGUGCUUCUCCAUAUCUUUGGUAAGGUCAGCAGCAGCGCUACUGCCUCUUCUUAAUCAGAUUAUUCUUAUAAAGUUAAAU